Messenger RNA from Wasmannia auropunctata (little fire ant), 3091 nucleotides. RefSeq lists its product as uncharacterized. The record is from RefSeq and is a predicted model, not a curated record. Lineage: Eukaryota; Metazoa; Arthropoda; Insecta; Hymenoptera; Formicidae. The transcript has 10 exons. The coding region runs from base 833 to 2272 and encodes 479 amino acids.
UUUUAAAAAGAAAUAUUGAUAUCUAUCUAUAUUAAUUAUCUAAAUGACAAAAUAAUUACAAUGCUCCAGCAAUCUUAUCGGCGACAUCUUAUAUCACGUUUACGAUACAAUAAUUCAUAAUAAAUAAUUAAAGUGCAAAAAUUAAUAUAAAUUCGCGGUUAUAUUAUAAUUAUAAUGCAAAAAAUUUCCAUAUUACAAAUUUAAAAAGGAGUAAUAAAAAGAAUUCGAGCACAGCACGUAUCGAUGCUUCGUUUGAAAUUGUAAGGAAGGUAAACGUCUCAGCUGUUAAAACAAUCUUAUCUCUCGAUCCGCUCGCGCGAUUCUUCAACGAGGGCGCGAUGCAUCUGGCGGACUCAUCGCUCGGUCGUUCAAGUUCCCAAGUGCCGUGGCUCCGAGACUUCCAAGUAAUCCAAGUAUCGAAUGGUCAUUCAAGUUCCAAGCGUCGAAUGGCGUCAUCUGACAGUCCCUCGUAGUACUACCUCGCGUUUAAAGGGCAGCGAUGGCAAGCGGGGUAAAGGCGGAGCACGCAGGUGCUCCGAUGUCUCUCAUAUGGCGGACGCCCGCAGGUACGACGCCGGUGUCAGUGCGGAGGCAUCAUGACUUCCCCACGGGACGAUCGACAGCUCAAUCCUCGGAUUUGUUAAUUCGAUUAGGCAGACGCGGGAUCUGCGUCGCGUCGAUGCGUCAACUGUUGGCUCGCCACGAGGUUGCUGCCUCUGCAACAUUCAGCGCGAUGAAUUUCGCUAACCGCAGCAACUACGUGCUCGAAGCGCUCGCGCGUCGUGAGGCGACGAUGAGUUCCGUCGGGCGGUUGGUCUAAAAGAGUUCAGCUAUGGCUGAAGGUGGAACCGAGCCAAAGUCUAUUGACGGUCAGAUCUCGCGGGGUCAAUUGGAGAUAAGCGAAUGCCUCGGUAACUGGUUGACGUACUUACAGACACUUAAUGGCCUAUGUACAGCUGGUACUAAACUGGCCCAGUCCCUGCAGGCGCUCCUCUCGGUGCACGACACGGUGGCGCAGUGCCGUCUGACGGGCCAGUGUCUGGCCGGGUGGGAGGAAUUGGCGAGAGCUACGCACGUAGCCAGCAGUACUGUGAAAAAUCAUGUGAUCACCGCUCUGAGGGAUCAUGAGUUGCGCGACAAUGACGGGGACAAGCAUGAUAUUCUCAGAGAAAAUCUCUUGACAUUCAUAAAUUUGCAGUAUCAGUUCUGCGUUGCUUGUUGCGAGUGCUUAGGUGGCAUGGCGGAAUGCUCUUGCUCUCAGAGCGGUAGCGGCGACUGCGACAUCGCCGCGCUUCAGCAGUGCUUCGAGCGUCUUUAUAGCUCGCCGAUACCGCCGAUCUCCUCUUCGUCCACCCAGCAAUCCACGCAGAACUGUCGGAGGUCCCCCCUGCCGUAUUCGUUGUUUCCUCUGCAGGUUCAGAGGAGAUGGUCGGAAACAGCGGCGGCGGAAAUGUCGGGCGAGUCCGCCGAGAGCACGAUGAGGCGCUGGUCGAUGCCCUGGGACUGCAAGCACGUUAUCGAGUGGCCGCGCCAGGAUGCGAGGUCGCGAUUAAGGGUGCCCCAGCAGGAUCACAGUAGAUCGACCACGCCCGACUCGGUGUGGAAGACGUCGACAACUAGUCAGGACGGUCUCCAGGAAGCCAUUCAGCUGUUGUCUUGCAAGCCAGGAAUCCGGCCGUCCAAUCAACUCUCGGCUUACACUAGUCAGCAUAUCCCGGGCGUCACUUUGACGACCUGCAAUUUCGACUCGAAUUACGACUCCGCUAUUUGGUCGGGGUCGCGUAGGGUAGGUUCACCUAGAUGCUGGCCGCAGGACUCCAGCGAUCAUUCCGAUCAGUCCGGGCAUCGUGAUAGCGAUCACAGCGUUCACAGCGAGCACAGGGACUCGGGUAAGAACAGAGCGGUGCCAGUGGCAGUCAUGGCGAUAGCAAGGACAGCAUUCACUCUCAUUGCGAUCAUAGAGAAACCGAAGCCGGUACAGCGGACACACUGCCGUCUCGCAAGAGCAGCUCGUCGACCGACUCCUGCGUCUCGGCGCACAGCCGAUCGGGUUCGGAAAGCGCGGGUGGCGGGGAGUGCACGAGGUCGCAAUUGUACUCGAUGUGGAGCGGCGGCGAUCUGUCCUUCAUCAAGUUGCCGGAGAGCAACGAGAUACAGGAUGAACAUCCACCCACUUAGAUAUCUGGCACUGUUACUUCAUAUCCAAAAUGUAUCCGGAAAAAACUUCAACCUUUGGAUUACUGGAACCAUGAAACGACUCUCUUCUGAGUAAUAUCUUUGAAGAAAUUCAACAAACUCAUACGAUCUUCCUCUCUCGAAGCUAUUUUUGAAAAACAAAGUCUUGUACAAAAGUGACCUUUUAUUCUACGUUUUAUUCUUUUCACGAGGAAUCGCCUUCGUUUUGAUUAUAUUCGGAGAAAUUUUCCGUAUUUCGCAUGCAAUUGAUUGAAAUGGUCCAGUGAUCCAAAAAAAUAAAAAAAUAAAUCGUCGCCACAAUAAGACUUGUUGAUCCGUGAAUUCACUUAGAUCAAUUUUAUUUGUGAUGUAUACAUGUUUGAUAUUUGUGACGGCGUGAGUUAGUACGUGCAUAUUGAGUAUGUGCAACUAACGAUAGAAAAAUAUAUAAGAACGUUAUACAGGCUGCUCACUUCGUAAUGUUUACGGUUACGAUAUACAAAUCACACAUGGCGAUGCAGUUCAAAGAGGAGCAUUUAACACCAGAGCUACCGACAAUUAUAAUUUCUACCACUAUUUAUAAAUAUAUAUCUUUCUGGGAAAAAAGAUAUAUAGAGAAAUGAAUAAAUUGUGAUCAAUUUAGUCACACUGAAGUAAAAGUCCGGAAAAAUAUCAGGCAACGCACCAUUCGAAAUUUGAGUCAUAUUGUUUUUUAAAUUGCAAAUUGUCAUUCUUAAAAAAUUAUAAAAACUAUAAACAGUCACUUUGACUGCUUUGGUAAUUCUAGUGUUAAAUCGUAUUCAAAGAGUCUUAUUAUCCAACAAGUGUUACGAAGUGUAGCUUCGUCUGCGUUAAAAAAAAUGGACGUUCUGUAUUGUUGUUAAAACUCGUAUAUACAGAUGUACGCAUGAUCCAA